This is a messenger RNA of Sycon ciliatum, 3089 nucleotides long. Its product is annotated as kinesin-like protein KIF3B. Gene Ontology annotation, cellular component: microtubule associated complex. The record is from RefSeq and is a predicted model, not a curated record. The coding region runs from base 283 to 2673 and encodes 796 amino acids. The transcript has 28 exons. NCBI's taxonomy places the organism in Eukaryota, Metazoa, Porifera, Calcarea, Leucosolenida, Sycettidae. Gene Ontology annotation, biological process: mitotic spindle organization; microtubule-based movement; spindle elongation. Gene Ontology annotation, molecular function: ATP binding; microtubule binding; microtubule motor activity.
GGGAAAUACGUCGUUUGAGAGAUGGAAACACAGCCGGCCGAGUGGAGCCCCACGCCUCAGCGAGCUGGGCAUGCAUGACCGAGUAGUUUCCAGCUAAAGAACAGCAAGAAAGAUAGAAACGACUCCGCUAUCGAGUAUCGUCUGAGGUGGAAAAAAAUUGGAGAGAAAUCUCGGCCCUGUCCACCUCCAAGAUUCAGUUGGAUGCUAGCAGCAGUCCACGAUCGUUAGCACAGCUCAGCGUAUCGUUCGGCACGAAGCGUUCAGGCUUCGACAAGCUUCGUAAUGGCAACGGCGCUCGGCUCCAGCAAGAAGGCCGAGUGUGUCCAGGUGGUCGUCAGAUGCCGCCCGAUGAACAGCAAGGAGAAAAAGAAAGCAUACAAACGGACUGUUGAGAUGGAUGUCAAGCGGGGCACUGUGAUUGUGCAGAAUCCCAACACCCACCGUGCCGAGCCGCCAAAGUCGUUCACAUUCGACAGUAUUUAUGACUGGGAUUCCAAACAACAGGAUCUGUAUGAUGAGACGUUCAGCCCACUUGUUGAAUCAGUACUACAGGGCUACAAUGGCACGAUAUUGGCCUACGGACAGACAGGAACUGGAAAGACCUGGACAAUGGAAGGUGAUCGCACAGAUCCCACGCUCUGCGGUGUCAUUCCUAACUCGUUCAAGCACAUCUUCGAUCACAUCAACCGAUCUGAGGAUGAGCAAUACCUUGUGCGGGCCUCCUAUCUGGAAAUAUACCAGGAACAGAUCAGGGAUCUGCUUUCCAAGGACCAAGAGAACCGACUGGAACUGCGUGACAGGCCAGACACCGGUAUAUACGUGAAGGAUCUGAAGGCGUUUGUUGCAAAGAAUUCCGAUGAAAUCGAACGGGUUAUGACCGUGGGCAACAAGAACAGAUCAGUCGGGUGUACUGACAUGAACGAGCACUCAUCCCGGUCGCAUGCUAUCUUCAUCAUCACUGUGGAAUGUUGCAAGGUCGGGCCUGAUGGCGAAAACCAUAUCCACGUGGGCAAGCUGAACCUUGUGGACUUGGCAGGCAGUGAGAGACAGUCCAAGACAGGUGCAACAGGUGAACGUCUCAAGGAAGCAACGAAAAUUAAUUUAUCGCUAUCGACACUUGGAAACGUAAUCUCUGCUCUGGUCGAUAGCCGAAGUUCUUUCGUUCCGUACCGAGACUCCAAGUUGACACGUCUGCUACAAGAUUCUCUGGGUGGAAACGCCAGAACAGUGAUGGUAGCUACCAUGGGACCAGCUGACUACAACUACGAGGAGACAAUUACAACACUUCGGUACGCAAACAGGGCCAAGAACAUCAAGAACAAACCCAAGAUCAACGAAGACCCAAAGGACGCACUCCUUCGCGAGUACCAAGACGAGAUACAGAAAUUGCAGUCAGAAUUGCAAAAACGGGGCAACAAAAAAGGCAAGCGGAGAAAGAAGAAACGAAAAGGUUCGGGAGAGGGUGACCAAGACGGAGAAAGCCAGGGUGAAGAGGAGGAAGGUGAUGAAGAAGAAGACGACGACGGUGCUGAAGAAGAGGACGACCCGCGGUUAGAUGCAGCUUUAAGGCUCAAGGAGCAGCAAGCCAAGAUCGAGGCUGAGAAAACCGCCAUCCUGGAGAACAAGGAAAUAAUUGCCGAGGAGAAGGACAAGCUCAUGCACAAGCUACACAAGAGAUCGAAACAGCUCGUCAAGGAACAGGACACGGUCAAGAAGCUAUCAAAGACUAUUGACCUCUAUGUUGACUAUAUGCAGGCAAUGCAAGGGAAACUGCUGGUCGGUGGAAAGACUAUCCAUGCCCACACAGAAGACCAGGAGAGGAUCUUGGCAGAGAAGCGACGUCAGAUCGCCGAAGAAAAGAGAAAGGAAAGAGAACUGCAACAAGAGCUCGAAGCCAAGGAGGAGUCGACUGCUGAGGUGGCGGAAACCUUCAGCUCUCUCCAGCAAGAGGUCAUGGUCAAAACAAAGAAACUCAACGCUCUGUAUGGCAAGUACCAGACUGCCCUGCAGGAUAUCAGCGAUCUGGAGAGUGUGUUUGCUGAUGAGCGACUUGACCUCAUGUCCACACUGGAGGAUCUGACUCGGGAAAUUCGCCUUAAAGACUUGCUAAUGGAGAACUUUGUACCGGAAGACGUCAGGGAGAGGAUAAUGUCGCGUGCCGAGUGGGACGAGGAUGCCGACCAGUGGACGCUGGUUGAUGUCAAAGAAGAUUAUAGCGAAGUCGUGCUCCCUAGGCCGAUGGGGAAGUCGCGGGACACAUCGACGAAACGGAAACGAAGCAGUCAGCACUCCGUUAUCGCACCGGGUCACGUAAAGUAUCGGCCUGAAAACGCACUGCAAGUGGACCUGGACUUGGCAGGCAGAACUACUCGCGACUACGAGGGACCGGAAGUGGCGCCGCGAGUGCAGGCAGCUCUCACUGCCGCUCUGGACGAGGGCGCCGAGGAUCUCAUCAUAGAUGUCAGCGAGCUGACGGAAGCAGUUGCUAUGCGUGAAGCUAUCGAAUCAGGCCGGGCGGCGACUCGUGCCGGAAAGGCAGGAAAGGCUGGAAAGAAGGCGAAAUCGAAGAAGGCCGCGUCCAAAGCAGGAAGGCCCGCGACUGCUACACCCACGGCUGCCAGUCAGUUCCCGACUGCCAGAGGUCUUGUAGCGAACAGCACCCAUUACUUGUAGAAUGGGUCACCGGAAAUAUUUGAAGACUAAUCAGUUUCUUCAAAAGUCUGAACUUGCACACAGUGUAAAUUUGUUAUCUAUUUUAAAACAUUAUAUUUUCCCGUUGACCACUAGCAUUUUGUUAUCCCCUCCCCUGUAUAAAAUUGUAUUUAAAUUUGUUCAGUCUAUGCUGUGACAUCAAAAUUAAUGAUUGGUCUUACUCUUCAUACUUGAGCUUUGGCUGGUCUUUGUUCGCAAUGUCUGCAUUCUAGUCCCGGAGUGAAACCCUUUGCUUUAACCUAUGAUCUCUUCCUGCAAUAACAUAUGAAAAAUCAAUGAAGAAUAAUGGUGUACAUGUUGCAUCGCAAUUUUGGCCAGUAAACGCAACCCAUUGCGCAUUUUCCUUUUAAAAAAAUUAAUCCAGCACGGUUAUUGGA